Messenger RNA from Mitosporidium daphniae, 564 nucleotides. RefSeq lists its product as uncharacterized. Bases 1 to 564 code for a protein of 187 amino acids. The transcript is spliced from 2 exons. NCBI's taxonomy places the organism in Eukaryota, Fungi, Microsporidia. The record is from RefSeq and is a predicted model, not a curated record. Gene Ontology annotation, cellular component: proteasome core complex; nucleus; proteasome core complex, alpha-subunit complex.
AUGCUCAACGUAGGAUUGAACGCAGAUGCCCGUGUUUUGGUUGACCAUGCUCGUGUUGAGUGCCAGAGCCACAGAUUGACAUUCGAGGAUCCGCCAACGGUAGAGUAUGUUGCCCGGUACAUAUCCUCUCUGCAACAACGAGGAGGCGCCCGUCCAUUUGGCGUGUCCGGCCUGCUGGUUGGCAUUGAUCCCGAUGGUACUCCGCGUUUGUAUUUGACAGAGCCAUCUGGAACGCACACAGAAUGGACAGCAAAUGCUGUUGGAAAAAAUUCUUCCACCGUAAAAGAAUUUCUAGAAAAAAACUACGACAAAAUGAUGGAAAAUAUGGAGAACGCCGAAGGUGCAGAAGAAACAAUAUCUCAUUCCUCCACAGCCCACUUGGCUAUUCGCUCUUUACUCGAGGUUGUGCAAACAGGUGCAUCUUCGAUCGAUGUAGCUAUUCUUACAAAAGAACCAUCCAUCGCCUUUCUUUCCGCUGCAACCAUCGAAUCGAUUAUCCAGUCAAUCGAGAAGGAAAAAGAGGCCGAAAUGGAGAGAAAGAGAAGGCCUCUGAUCCRACCCUAA